Messenger RNA from Lynx canadensis (Canada lynx), 2946 nucleotides. RefSeq names its product anoctamin 1 (gene ANO1). NCBI's taxonomy places the organism in Eukaryota, Metazoa, Chordata, Mammalia, Carnivora, Felidae. The record is from RefSeq and is a predicted model, not a curated record. Gene Ontology annotation, cellular component: plasma membrane. Gene Ontology annotation, biological process: chloride transmembrane transport. Gene Ontology annotation, molecular function: protein dimerization activity; chloride channel activity.
AUGAGGGUCAACGAGAAGUACUCGACGCUCCCGGCCGAGGACCGCAGCGUCCACAUCAUCAACAUCUGCGCCAUCGAGGACAUCGGCUACCUGCCGUCCGAGGGCACGGUGACUGCUGAAUCGCUGUCCGUGGACCCAGACGCCGAGUGCAAGCACGGCCUCUACCUCCGGGACGGCAGACGCAAGGUGGACUACAUCCUGGUGUAUCCCCAGAGGCCCUCGGGCAGCAGGACCCUGGCCAGGAGGGUGCAGCCCGGCGACGCGCCCCCGCAGCCCCGCGGCACCAGGCAGGACCAGCCGCUGCCGGGCAAGGGGGAACGUUGGGGGCGGCGGGGGGGGCCCGAGCCCCCGAUGGACUCACCAGAGGACGACAAGCGUUUCCGCAGGGAGGAGUACGAGGGGAACCUCCUGGAGGCCGGCCUGGAGCUGGAGCGGGACGAGGAUACUAAAAUUCACGGGGUUGGAUUUGUAAAAAUCCAUGCGCCCUGGAACGUGCUGUGCAGAGAAGCCGAGUUUUUGAAACUGAAGAUGCCGACGAAGAAGCUGUAUCACAUUAACGAGACCCGUGGCCUCCUGAAAAAGAUCAACUCCGUGCUCCAGAAAAUCACGGACCCCAUCCAGCCCAAGGUGGCAGGGCACAGAGCCCAGACCACAAAGAGACUGUCCUACCCCUUCUCCCGGGAGAAGCAGCACCUAUUUGACCUGUCUGACAAGGAUUCCUUUUUCGACAGCAAAACCCGGAGCACGAUAGUCUAUGAAAUCCUGAAAAGAACGACAUGUACCAAGGCCAAGUACAGCAUGGGUAUCACCAGCCUGCUGGCCAAUGGCGUUUACUCGGCCGCCUACCCCCUGCACGAUGGGGACUACGAAGGUGAAAACGUGGAGUUCAACGACAGAAAACUCCUGUACCAAGAGUGGGCGAGUUACGGGGUCUUCUACAAGUACCAGCCCAUCGACCUGGUCAGGAAGUACUUUGGGGAGAAGAUCGGCCUGUACUUUGCCUGGCUGGGCGUGUACACCCAGAUGCUCAUCCCCGCGUCCGUGGUGGGGAUCAUCGUCUUCCUGUACGGAUGUGCCACCGUCGAUGAGAACAUCCCCAGCAUGGAGAUGUGUGACCAGAGACACAACAUCACCAUGUGCCCGCUGUGCGACAAGACCUGCAGCUACUGGAAGAUGAGCUCGGCGUGCGCCACGGCCCGGGCCAGCCACCUCUUCGACAACCCCGCCACCGUGUUCUUCUCCGUCUUCAUGGCCCUCUGGGCCGCCACCUUCAUGGAACACUGGAAGCAACAGAUGCGGCUCAAUUACCGCUGGGACAUCACCGGCUUCGAGGAAGAGGAGGUGAGACCAUCCAGAGCCGAAUACGAAGCCAGAGUUUUGGAGAAGUCACUUAGGAAAGAAUCCAAAAGCAAAGAGAAGCGCCGGCAUAUUCCAGAGGAGUCCACAAACAAAUGGAAGCAGAGGGUUAAGACAGCCAUGGCGGGGGUGAAAUUGACAGACAAGGUGAAGCUGACCUGGAGAGAUCGGUUCCCAGCCUAGUCCCAACUGGUCUCCAUUGUCUUCAUGAUUGCCGUGACCUUCGCCAUCGUCCUGGGAGUCAUCAUCUACAGGAUCUCCACCGCAGCCGCCUUAGCCAUGAACUCCUCCCCGUCCGUGCGGUCCAACAUCCGGGUCACGGUCACGGCCACCGCGGUCAUCAUCAACCUGGUGGUCAUCAUCCUCCUGGACGAGGUCUACGGCUGCAUAGCCAGGUGGCUCACCAAGAUUGAAGUCCCAAAGACGGAGAAGAGCUUCGAGGAGAGGCUGAUCUUCAAGGCUUUCCUGCUGAAGUUCGUGAAUUCCUACACCCCCAUCUUUUACGUGGCUUUCUUCAAAGGCAGGUUUGUCGGCCGCCCGGGUGACUACGUGUACAUUUUCCGUUCUUUCCGGAUGGAGGAGUGUGCCCCAGGGGGCUGCCUGAUGGAGCUCUGUAUCCAGCUCAGCAUCAUCAUGCUGGGCAAGCAGCUCAUUCAAAACAACCUGUUUGAGAUCGGCAUCCCGAAGAUGAAGAAGUUCAUCCGCUACCUGAGGCUCAGGCGCCAGAGCCCCCCCGACCACGACGAGUACGGGAAGAAGAGGCAGCGCUACGAGGCGGAUUACACGCUGGAGCCUUUCGCCGGCCUCACCCCAGAGUACAUGGAGAUGAUAAUCCAGUUUGGCUUUGUCACCUUGUUCGUCGCGUCCUUCCCCCUGGCCCCGCUGUUCGCGCUGCUGAAUAACAUCAUCGAGAUCCGCCUGGACGCCAAAAAGUUUGUCACCGAGCUCCGCAGGCCGGUGGCCGUCAGAGCCAAAGACAUCGGAAUCUGGUACAAUAUUCUCCGAGGUGUCGGGAAGCUGGCGGUCAUCAUCAACGCGUUCGUGAUCUCCUUCACGUCCGACUUCAUCCCUCGCCUGGUGUACCUGUACAUGUACAGCCAGAACGGGACCAUGCACGGCUUCGUCAACCACACCCUCUCCUCCUUCAACGUCAGUGACUUCCAGAACGGCACGGCCCCCAACGACCCCCUGGAUCUGGGCUACGAGGUGCAGAUCUGCAGGUACAAGGACUACCGGGAGCCCCCGUGGUCGGAGCACAAGUAUGACAUCUCCAAGGACUUCUGGGCCGUGCUGGCAGCCCGGCUGGCCUUUGUCAUUGUCUUCCAGAACCUGGUCAUGUUCAUGAGUGACUUUGUGGACUGGGUCAUCCCAGACAUCCCCAAGGACAUCAGCCAGCAGAUCCACAAGGAGAAGGUCCUCAUGGUGGAGCUGUUCAUGAGGGAGGAGCAGGGCAAGCAGCGGCUGCUGGGCACGUGGAUGGAGAAGGACCGGAAGAAGGAUGAGCCCUGCAACAGCCACGGCCCCAAAGCCGGCCUGGACAGCCCCGAGUACCCCGGGGGCGCCCUGUAGCUGCCCCAGGCCGCCGGGCCC